Molecule: messenger RNA, 5199 nt
Organism: Myiozetetes cayanensis
Lineage: Eukaryota; Metazoa; Chordata; Aves; Passeriformes; Tyrannidae
Gene: CCND2
Product: cyclin D2
Exons: 5
Coding region: 243-1100 (285 amino acids)
Biological process (GO): regulation of cyclin-dependent protein serine/threonine kinase activity; mitotic cell cycle phase transition; positive regulation of G1/S transition of mitotic cell cycle
Cellular component (GO): nucleus; cyclin-dependent protein kinase holoenzyme complex; cytoplasm
Molecular function (GO): cyclin-dependent protein serine/threonine kinase regulator activity
Source: RefSeq, a predicted model, not a curated record
UAGAAAUCAAGAGAGAGGGAGAGACAAGUUUCAAGGGAGGCAGGAGCGAGCUGGAAAGCCCUGUCUCCUCCCACCCACCUACCCUGUCUUCCUCCCACCCACCUACCCCUCCUCCUUUACCCCUCUCCUUUCCCCACCCCUUUCCCCCCCCUCCAAAAAAGAAAAAAAAAAAAAGGGAAAAAAAAAAGAAAAAAGAAAAAAAACCUUUCCCAUCAGAGAAAGAGGGAGAUCUCUUUGGAAACAUGGAGCUGCUGUGCUGCGAGGUGGAUCCCAUGAGGAGAGCUCUGCCCGACCCGAACUUGCUCUACGAUGACCGCGUUUUGCACAACUUACUAACCAUAGAGGAGAGAUAUCUGCCCCAGUGCUCCUACUUCAAGUGCGUCCAGAAGGACAUCCAGCCCUUCAUGAGGAGGAUGGUGGCCACUUGGAUGCUGGAGGUCUGCGAAGAGCAGAAGUGCGAAGAAGAAGUUUUCCCUCUGGCCAUGAAUUACUUGGACAGAUUCUUAGCUGUGGUGCCCACUCGGAAGUGCCAUCUGCAGCUGCUGGGGGCAGUGUGCAUGUUCCUGGCCUCCAAGCUGAAAGAGACAAUCCCCCUCACAGCCGAGAAGCUGUGCAUAUACACGGACAAUUCCAUCAAACCCCAAGAGCUGCUGGAAUGGGAGCUGGUGGUGCUGGGGAAGUUGAAGUGGAACCUUGCAGCCGUCACCCCCCACGAUUUCAUCGAGCACAUCCUAAGGAAGGUGCCCCUCCCUAAAGACAAGUUGCUUUUGAUCCGGAAGCAUGCACAGACCUUCAUUGCCCUUUGUGCAACAGAUUUUAACUUUGCCAUGUACCCACCAUCAAUGAUAGCAACUGGAAGUGUGGGAGCAGCCAUCUGUGGCCUUCAGCUCGAUGAUGGGGACAGCCUCACGGACCUCCUGGCCAAGAUCACCAACACAGAUGUGGACUGCCUUAAAGCUUGUCAGGAACAGAUCGAGGCGGUGCUCGUGAACAGCCUUCAGCAAGUCCAGCAGCAGCAGCAGCAAAGCAAUCCUUCCAAGACGGUGGAUGAACUGGACCAGGCCAGCACUCCCACAGAUGUGAGGGACAUCAACCUGUGAGGACAUCACCACACAAAGUCACGCUUGCUCCUCCCAGCCCAGUUUAUUUUUGUUAUUAUUUUUAGAGUGAAAAAAUUUUUUUUUUUUUUUUUUAAUCUGCUCCCACAUAGAACAUAUUUAAACCUCUUUUAGGUUAAAAAAAAAAAAGGAAAAAAAAGAAAACACAAAGAAACAACAACAACAACAAAAAAAGACAAAACAAAAACUGAAUAAUGAAAAAAAAAGCAUUUGGUGCCUGUGAUGUUCUACAGAAGGGAAUCCCACAAUAUAUUUGGUAAUUGCUAUUUGAUUAUGUAUCAAUGAUAUUAAAUGCUUAUAAAAGCAUACAAAGUAGCUAGAUCCAUGUAAGCCUGCGUUUGUGGGAACAAAGUAGAGUAUACUUGUCUGUGUAUUAUGACCUAGUGCAUACACCCCUUUUUUAGAUUUAAGAAAGGAAUCGUGUGUGCGGUUUUAUGGCUUGACUAGAUUGCAAAGCAAUAGAAUAAGGGGUUUAGGGCAAAGUGGGAAAAGAUCCCUGAAGCAAUUGAACCAUUUUGAAUGCAGAAGAGAUUUGCUGAUCUGUCACCUCUGUUAUUAGUCAGAAGUGUUUGUUGGAUCUCUGUAUGUUAGUUUUGUUUACUCUUGCUGUCUGUGGUAGCUGCUACCUAAGAAAGAAGAUGCUUUAUUUUACCAGCCAGAAGAGCAGGUGUUUUUUUGGGUUUUAUUUUUAGUUGAUUUAUUUUUCUUUAAAAAAAAAUUUUUUUUUUCAACUUCCCCUCUCCCCUCUUGACUUUUUUCUACUUUUCCUUCUGAAAUGGUUCAUUCUAAACACAGCAGCAUCUUUGGCAUAAGGGCAAUUCCAUUUACCCAGCUGUGGGCCAAGCCAAAGUUACCCAGUGUCCACGUUCAGUGGGGGAAAAUGCAUGCAUUAAUCCCGACUGGUUGGCUCUGAUCAGACCGCCUCCAACCUCUGGAUUGCAAGCUGUGGUGGAUCAUCCAUGAAAAGCAUUAUAUUCCUUCCCAGUGCUAAUGCUCCACGUCAUUGUUAACUUCUGGCAGCUUCUUAGCUUGGCCGUAAAGACACUUAAAUGAUGCUCUGUCCAUCUUCCUUUUCUGACAUAACCCUCACUGUGUUAAAGAAGAUGAGAUUUGGUUUUGAUCCCUCGUCUGCCUUCCCAUCUUCCCCACUGCCCCCACACGCCUUUUCAGCAUUUCAUUAACUUUGUUGAUCCACAGUGAGCGUUUUUUGUAAACCAUUUCAUUCGAAAAGCACUUUGAAAAUUGUUCCUAAGGGAUUAAAUGAGAUGGUUUAUGACAAUUUUGCCGAGGAGGAAAAAAAAAACAACGAAGUGAAACAAAACAAACAAACAAACAAAAAAAAAACAGAAAAAAAAAAGAAAAAAAUGGAAAAAAAAGAGAAAGAAGUCACAAAAACAAGGCCUAUAGCUUUUUAUAGUCAAUAUUUUCCAGUAUUUGGUGUACUUGGUUAGUUGAGGUGUUGCUGGAAAUACCAAUACCUGCUUCAGAUGACAUUCCUGUCAUGACAUUCCGGAUAAAAGCCUGACCAUCUGUAUUGUUCAGUGUCACAGAAGGAUCUUAACAGCCACCUUCAUGCUCAUCUGUGGACAAGGCAAGAACAUUCCUGGUGCAACAGACAUGAUGGGAAACAUCGAGGAGUUUUAUUACAAAGGUGUAUUCAGUGUACUUGAAUUUAUUUUCCUGCUCCACCUGUAAAGAAGAGGCAUUUUAGAUGGCAAAAGGAGUUGGAGCAACCUUUUUUUUUGUUUUGGUUUUUUUUUUUUUUUUGCACAAUUGUAUUAACAGUUUGCAGAUAUCCAAUAUGAAGCUGUUGGUUUGAAAUGUUAAUGUUUGCAUUUUUAAGAGAAAAAUCCAGAAAGAACAUGCUACUUCGAAGAAUAUUAUAUGUAUGGACUCAGCCGUAUUUGGCUAGAUGAGGGUAGAAAAAUGGAGUAAGAUUCUAAGGUUUUGUUGUUUUGGUUAUUUUUUUUUUUUUUUUGGUUUUGGGGGGUUUUUUGGUUUUGGUUUUUUUUUUUUUUCGCUGCUAAGAAGCUAUGAUUUGUUUCAUUCUUAUUCACAUUAACAGUACUUAGCUGUAUUGUUUCACUGAGUGUGCUGCUAUUUUAUAAACAUUUUUAUAAUAUAUUAUUUUACUGCUUAAAUUUCAAAUCCUGAAGUAGAUGGUUAAGUGGAGAUAUGAUGAGUUCUUUUGAUUUACUGGAAAUGCCCUGUACAGUCGUUUUGUUUUUUGUUUUCUUUUUUUUUUUCCUAAUAGCGUGUUCAUGAUUUAUUUUUUAUUUUAUUUUAUUUUUUCCUCCUUUUUUUUUUUUUUUUUUUUCCCUUUUCCCUUUCCUUCCUGAUCACAUCCUGCAAAGAUGGUAUACUUACCUCAGGUUUGCUGGACAAAACAAAUGGUUCCCGUUUUCACAAUACCUCACACAGCCACAGUUUGGUUCCGCCCCGGGGCCCGCGCUCCGUCCGCACCGGGGAGGGGUUGCAAGCAGCCAAGGCGGGGCACUGGCUCCUUUUUGGUCUCUGGUAUCCUUCUCAUAGUGGAAAAAAUGCAUUGACUCUCCACUGGCUGGUCCAUCUUUCCCAGAACGGCGGGCACGACCUUGCCCUCACCUCCCGCCUUGACGCUCCGCGCUGGGAGCGCCUGGGGUUCAGCGAGGGUGUCACUUCUGGAGUUAAAACAUAAAGUAGCUAAUAAUGUUGGUGAAGGCAGACUCCACACAGCUUGUGUGUGGCAGAUCACACCAUUCCCAAACAAACGUGGUUGGGUGUGCCAGAGGGUCCCAGGUGGUGGGGUGGCCUCUCCGUCACGGCUCGAGCGCUGGCACCCUGUUCAUCCUGUUGGUGUGGUUUGCUCCCCUCUGUGCUGGAGCUCAGGUGUGGGCAGGACUGGUAUUUAGGGUGCCUGCCCUGCUCUUUGCCCACCUCCUGCAUGCCCUGGUCCCGUGGGAUCGCAGGGGUGAUCCCUGCAGGAUCACCCCCAAGGAAGGGGCUGAGGGUACGACCACCGAGGUCCGAUCCGGUUGUGCUGGAAGGAGCAGCACCGCUCAGCAUUCCCAGUUCCUCUCGGGGACCUGGAAGGCCUGUGCUGGCCCCAAUCCCUCACAGGGACCACCCCGUUACUGCAUGUUUGAAGUCUGGAAAACCUAGAAUUCUAGUGUUCUCAGAGUAGCUUCCAGAAUAAAAUUACUGCCUUGUGCUCUCUUCUAACAGAUGUUAAAGGGAGUGCCCUGUUAUUGCAAAUGAGGUGUGAGAGUUCCCCCACCCCCACCCCCCAAAUUGCAGAUGUCCUAAACCUUCCAAUUGAUUGAUUAAAAAAAAAAAAAAAACACAACAAAAAAAUGGUGCUGCUUAUGCCUUCCCAGGUGCCAAAGGAUUGGCACAACUGCUAAAAGCAUUUCUCUCUCAGCCUCCUGUUGAUGGUACUUUGGUGAUCUUCCCUUCCAUUCCUGUAGUGUAGGAGCACCUCAUAGUGUAUUUAUUUGUAUUUCCAACAUGCUUGUGAAAGAGAAAAAUGAUUAAUCCCAUGUCAAUGUCGAUGAUUUGUGCUUGAGUAAUCGGAUGGCUCUUCAUUACUCAGCAAACCACCUGGCCACUGGAUUUUUUCCACUAUGUUUAUUACCAUGUUCUCAUGUACCUCAGAAAUCACUCUCGGUUGCACAGUUUCUGUUCUCAAACUUUUUUGGGUUUUGUUUUUGUUUUAUUUUGCUUUUUGUUUUUUUUCUUGGUUUUUUUUUUGGUUUAAUUUUUUUUUUGCUUUAUUGAGUGUGAUGCCAUAUCAAGUCAAUGUUAUUCUCUCACAAAUGUGCUCUUUAAGAGGUGUGGAUGUUUUUAUGUGGUCAGGGGAUGCUAGAAAGUGUGGUAGUAGACAUCAGUGUAAACAAAAAGUAUUUAGAAAGUACACAAGGUUGUUUUUGAUGGAUAAGACUCUGAUACGGUGUAGUCUUGAUUACCUUUUAAAAGGUCUUUGUUCAGUGUUGUCAUUUUUAUUAAUAACCUGUUCUUUUGACUAGUUUAAAGAUGGUUCUAAGACAAGUGUUUUGGCGGGAUUAGGUAUGCUGUAUGGACAAUAAACUCACCUUGACCUACA